AGGUAGAUAAGUACAAGGUAUAGGCGGUGUGUUAUCAUAAACCCACCAGAUCUUAGGAACUCUGCCUGCAAUCAUGAAGUUGACUUUUUUGCUCCUUCUCGCAGCCGCUGGGGGCUAUGGACAGUCGUGUAAUGGUCGGUGCGGUGACAAUGAUCCAACCCAAUCCUGUGAAUGCAACUCCGACUGCACGAAAUUCAAUGAUUGCUGUAGCGACUACGAGGAAAUAUGUAUGUCGUGUAUGGACCGUUGUGACGAGGCCUUCUUAAAACCCAAGCCCUGCCAGUGUAACAAUCAGUGUAACUCCCAUAACAACUGCUGUCCCGACUACGACGAUGAGUGUGGUGGCGGUGUGACGGACGCGGAGCUACGGGCACUCACGGAAGAGAUGUACGCUGCCAUGGAGGACGCUGUGGGUGACCUUCUGACCAUUGACCUCCAGGGUAAAGGUGAUUCAGGUGACCUUGCCCCGGGGCCGCUGUUCACUUCGGUACCAGACGCUGCCCUGAACGGUCCUACCAUCAGUCUCCUGCGGCAGCUACAGGAUAAUUAUGUUCCCGAUGUUAAAGUCGCAGAAGAUGAAGAUGAAGUUGAAAUCGCCGAAAAAGAUGAUUUCCUGGACGCUAUGAUAAGUACCCAGAUCAUGCAGCUGGUUCAGAAUUUCCUCCAAGAUAAAAAGCUCCUCACAGGUAGUCUCAGGGACAAACUGGAUGAGAUUUGGUUCACCAUGUACCCCAGGACCAAGUCAGGUCCUCGGGGAUCCUCAGGUUUCGAACAUUCUUUUGUCGGCGAGCUGAAGAACGGACAGGUCUCUGGCUUCCACAACUGGGUCAAUUUCUAUAAAGAAGAACAGAAAGGCAACAGUAACUACGAGGGCUGGUCAGGGUUCCUUAAUAUCGAUGAUAAGUGUGGCGUUCUCAUGGAUCACUUCACCUGGUACUCGGAACCCAAGAAAAUCGGCUCCAUGUUCGUUGGGACACCCCCUGAGCUGGAGCUGGCUACUUAUACCGUGUGUUUCCUGGCCAGACCCAAUAGUCUCUGUCCAGUCCAGAUGAAUAACAAGCUGUACCAUGCCCAGACGUGGGACAUUACCUACGAAGGGAAGGUCUACGUUGGCAGCGCUUAUCCUGAUAUUGGUGUUUGAUUUUAUGAUAUAAAUUCAGUUUUCUGAAGGUAUAAAUUCAGUUUUCUGAAGGUAUGAAUCCAAAUUUCAGGAGACUUACUAUAAAAUUAUAUAUUUGGUUAAUUUUUAGAUGUUUCUUCUCUAAUGUUUACCAUCAAAUGUGAGUAGAAUAAAAUGAUAAACCUAUAA
This is a messenger RNA of Homarus americanus (American lobster), 1309 nucleotides long. RefSeq names its product poly(U)-specific endoribonuclease-like. The record is from RefSeq and is a predicted model, not a curated record. The coding region runs from base 74 to 1141 and encodes 355 amino acids. Gene Ontology annotation, molecular function: RNA endonuclease activity. The transcript has 6 exons. Lineage: Eukaryota; Metazoa; Arthropoda; Malacostraca; Decapoda; Nephropidae.